AUGCUUUGUAAGGUCAAAUCCGUGAUUUUUGUCUAGAAAUUUGACUUUCUCAAUGGUUUGCAGACCCAUCAGCAGGCCUACUGUCGUCUCAUGUCCGAUAAAAAGAAUGGAUUCUGUUUUUGCAUUCCAAAGUUGGUCGUUGGGAACUUUUCUAGAUAUUUUUGGGGAAUAAUUUCAGGGUACCUGAAGGUCAAAAGUACCAAAUUGUAACCCUGCCACCUCAAACGCCAACUACCACGGAAACUACGACGACGAUUGAUACUACAUAUAGCACUACGGAAAACCCUACAUCGUCCCAAGAUUUGGUUUCUACGACAGCCUCAACAUUUUUCGAUACGAAAAGUGAUCCUACCGAAACAACUGAUAAUGCGUAA
Molecule: messenger RNA, 374 nt
Organism: Caenorhabditis auriculariae
Lineage: Eukaryota; Metazoa; Nematoda; Chromadorea; Rhabditida; Rhabditidae
Source: the annotation of a GenBank genome assembly